AUCACUCGUUUGUUGACUUCCCCUCAUCUUCGUAGCAUCCCCACCGCACCAUGUUCGAAUUAUGUAGGUACAUGCAAAUAAGUGUCCGAUCGGUUCGUUGACGACCACAAGAACGAGAGGUUGCGUCUUCUGGAAGUUAUUAGCAGACAUGGGCGUGUAACGCAAGGAAGACUAGUUGACUUCCAUUUGUGGCCGAUAACGUGAUGCCUGAGGUCCGGGACCUUUCUGAGGCGUUGCCAGAGAUGCCCAUGGACCCCAUUACUGGAGUUGGUGUUGUAGCUUCCAGGAGCCGGGCACCAACUGGUUAUGAUGUUGUUUCAACAACAACAGAUGGUCUGGAUGCUGAUCUGUGGAAAGAUGGACUUUUCAAAUCCAAGGUGACCCGGUACCUGUGCUUUACCAGGGUCUUCUCUAAGGAAAAUAGCCAUUUAGGAAAUGUUCUUGUUGACAUGAAGCUGAUUGAUAUAAAGGACACCCUCCCUGUAGGGUUCAUUCCAAUCCAGGAGACUGUUGACACUCAAGAGCAGGCAUUCAGAAAGAGGCGACUCUGCAUCAAGUUUAUUCCACGAGACUCGACAGAAGCAGCCAUCUGUGACAUUCGUAUCCUGGGAAGGUCCAAGCAGGCUCCACCUCAAUACACCUUUAUCGGAGAACUAAACAACAUGGGUAUCUGGUAUCGCAUGGGUACUGUACCACGAACUCAGGACACGGCUCACACAUCGCCUGUGAAUGACGUCCAGAAUAUGAAUUCUACCUCAACUUCCUCUUCUGUCCCAGCACCUCCACUCACCAAGAAUAUUUCCAUGACCCUUCCUGCCAGUUUCAGAGGGAAAAAUGCUACCAGACCAGAUUACGAGCACCAAAACUCCAACCUCUAUGCAAUCUCAGCAAUGGAUGGAGUGCCCUUUAUGAUCUCCGACAAGUUUGCAUGUGCCUCAUCAGAGUUGCAGCAGGUGGACCUCAUUGGCAUUACGAUCAAAACGUUGGCUGAGAUUGAGAAAGAGUAUGAUUACAGUUUUCGCACAGAGCACAGCGCUGCAGCCCGCCUCCCUCCCAGUCCAACUCGGACCUCACUGAGCUCUGAGGCCUGAAGAAUCCGCUUCAAAACCCACUAUUGAGGGCAACCCCACUUGGACUCAAGUACACUCCACUGACCCACAGCUGUGUCCAGAAGGCAAAUACUAGUUUGACUUUUGAUCCUUCUCGAACUAAAAUACAGGUGUUUAAUGUGAAGAGAACCACUCCACACAGCUGAGGUAGAAAUGUAAUGACGUAGCUCAGAGGAAAUGUAGACCGAUUCAUAACCUUAAACAUUGUGUUCUUUGAAAAAUGUAUUUCUUGUUCUGUGUCUGGCAGCGGCAAAACAAAACAAACUCCAAUGCGAUGGACUUCAAUGAAAUGAACUGUGUAUUUCUACCAGUUGUUUUAAAAAAAUGGCUGGAGCCGUAAAGCUUUUGCCGUCUGAUUUAUACUGAUAUUUAUUAGACAUUGUAUUUUCUUUUUAGGAUGCUUCAGUAACCAUACUUAAUGUUUAAUGCUUGCAUGCUUGCUGAAACUGUUAAUGAGCCAACACUGACUGACUUGUUCUUUAAAAUUGUUUAUUGCUCUAACUAAGAGACGAUAACCGGUGUUUUUGUCAGGUGUUUUUAGAGCUUAACCCAACAGUAUGCUUGCUUUUUUUAAAUAUUUUUUUAACCAUACAAUUGCACUCAAAGUUAUUGUAACCUCACAGGAAAUUAUAUUUAUUUGGAACAAACUAAAGAAAUGUAAAUACCCAAAAUUAAAUCCAAACAUUACAAAUUAGAACUGGAAAUCUCAGGGUACCUGAAGAUACGACACGAUAUGCGAUACAUAACUCACAGUACUUCAAAAUUCCGGGCAGGUUUCGAUAAAUCAGGCUCAUGACUUUGGAAAUAAAUUAGGGCCAAAUGUUUUUUACUUGAAAAAUGUGCUUUGAAACUGAAAAAAUUAAGUUUUGAUGUUGAAUUUUGUAAAAUACAUCAGUGUGUAUACAAAAUAAAAAUAAGUGCACACAUAUUUAUUCAGGUUUAAUUGAACUAUGAUUCACUGUGGUCAUUUUUCACUUUCAUAUAUUAUAUUCAAGCUUCUGUUUUUUCAGAUUAUUCUUCUCUUCUAUUUUUUUUUUGU
Molecule: messenger RNA, 2148 nt
Organism: Nerophis lumbriciformis (worm pipefish)
Lineage: Eukaryota; Metazoa; Chordata; Actinopteri; Syngnathiformes; Syngnathidae
Gene: mvb12ba
Product: multivesicular body subunit 12Ba
Biological process (GO): regulation of epidermal growth factor receptor signaling pathway; virus maturation; viral budding
Cellular component (GO): late endosome; ESCRT I complex
Source: RefSeq, a predicted model, not a curated record